AUGGACAAACCAACAGAGGUCGAAACAUCAAGGUGGACCAAAAUUGCAUUGGUAAAAGCUUGCAAAGCUUUUGGUGUAAAUGCGGCAGGGUUCGAACAUGACAUCUUGGGUAUCAUUUUAAGGAUGGGGGAGAGAAGAAAGGCUCAACUACUGCUUCAACAACAACAGGCUAAGGCAGUAGCAAGCCCUAGAAAGGGGAAGAAUAAAGGGGAAGCAGAACUUAAAAAACUGGCUUGGGGUCUUCAAGAAGGCAAUGACAGAAAGGUUAGAGGGGUCUAUGGCCCUCAUACCAACCCAGAAAGGAAGGAAUUUUGGCAUGAAUUGGCAGCAAUCGGUGGUUUAUGGUCAGACCAAUGGGUAAUCGGCGGAGAUUUCAAUGCAUGCAGAUAUGAAAGUGAAAGACUUAAUUGCUCCAGAAGAUCUAGGGCAAUGAUCGACUUCUCAAAUUUUAUAUUGGAGCUGGGCUUGAUUGAUCCUCCUCUUAAUGGAGUACAAUACACAUGGUCAAGAGGGGAGAACUUUACACAAGCGUCCAGAAUUGACAGAUUUUUGCAUUCAACUGAAUGGGGUGAUUCAUUUAAAGCAGUAAAACAGCUAUCAAUGCCCAAGGUAAUUUCAAACCACAAACCAAUCCUCCUGGAAAGUGGAGACUGGGAACCGACACCAUCCUACUUCAAGUUUGAAAAUAUGUGGCUACAAACUGAAGGGUCUAUGGAUAUGAUAAAAGAAUGGUGGCAAUCCUAUACAAUCAUUGGCUCCCUAGACUAUAUUCUCAUCCAGAAGUUGAGAUCCUUAAAGAAGGACAUAACAACCUGGAAUAGAGAAGUGCAUGGCAAGUUGGAAGACAAAAGGAACAAGGCACUUUGUGAUGACCCAAAAGAUGAAUGUGUUGAUCUAGAAUCAUCUUUUGAGGAAUCAGAAGUCUUAGCAGCCUUAAAGUCUUGUGCUCCUGAUAAAGUACCAGGCCCCGAUGGGUUCACUAUGGCCUUCUUUCAAAAGGCAUGGGAUUUUUUUAAAACAAAUAUCAUGAAGGCUCUCAAUCACUUCUAUCAUAGUUGUCAUACGGUCAAAUCCUGCAAUGCUGCAUUUAUUGCUCUUAUCUCCAAAAGGAAAGGAGCAAUAGAACUAAAGGACUAUAGACCUAUCAGUUUAACAGGGAGUGUUUACAAGAUAGCUGCAAAAAUUUUGGUUGAAAGAUUAAAAAAGAUCAUUGCCAAGUUGAUCUCUGGGCAACAAAGUGCUUUUAUAAAAAAUAGGCAGAUCACACAUGCCUCCCUGAUUGCUAAUGAGGUCUUGGAUUGGAGAAUCAAAAGUGGUGAAACAGGUUUGCUGUGCAAAUUAGACAUUGAAAAAGCUUUUGAUCAAUUGAGUUGGGCAUAUCUCACCAACAUCUUAAAGAAGAUGGAAUUUGGAGAUAGAAGUCCUGUAGGUUUCUUUUCUCCUCAUAAAGGCCUCAGGCAAGGAGAUCAACUCUCUCCUUUUCUCUUUAUAUUGGCAAUGGAGGGUCUCUCACAUAUUCUAGGAAGGGCAAAAGAGCUUCGAUGGAUACAAGGUUUUCAGGUGGGGAGAAAUCCUGCAAAUUCAGUCACUGUAUCACACCUGCUAUAUGCAAAUGACACAUUGAUCUUCUGUGAUACAGAAAGGUCACAAGUAAUCAAUCUCAAUCUCAUCUUACUCAUUUUUGAAGUAUUGUCCGGGCUACACAUCAAUAUGCUUAAAAGCAUUAUUUAUCCAGUGAACGAGGUUCAAAAUUUGGAGGAUUUAGCUGAAAUACUUAGCUGCAAAACUGGCUCCUUCCCCACAACUUAUUUAGGACUCCCCUUGGGAGCCAAAUUCAAAUCCACUGGAAUUUAG
This is a messenger RNA of Nicotiana tabacum (common tobacco), 1854 nucleotides long. The record is from RefSeq and is a predicted model, not a curated record. Lineage: Eukaryota; Viridiplantae; Streptophyta; Magnoliopsida; Solanales; Solanaceae.